Colossoma macropomum (tambaqui) is the source of this 1188-nucleotide messenger RNA. RefSeq lists its product as uncharacterized. Bases 1 to 1188 code for a protein of 395 amino acids. Lineage: Eukaryota; Metazoa; Chordata; Actinopteri; Characiformes; Serrasalmidae. The transcript is spliced from 5 exons. The record is from RefSeq and is a predicted model, not a curated record.
AUGGGGAACUAUAGACAAAAGUUAAGGGAUGCAGGUUGUCAAGAACUGAAAGUGAAUUCAGAGAAGAGAGGUCCUGGCGCGGCCAGAGGAAAGCGAAACCAAGUGAAGAAGCCUAGACGGUCUGAAACAAACUUUCUUCCAGAUCUCCCACAGGGAAAAGACCGGAAAAGUCUGGAAGAGGAACGAGAGCAAAUCGUUCAAGAAAUGAAGAAAAGGAACCCUGACUUUGCUUUUGUAGAUGCAAGAAUGAGCAGCACAUAUUCUUUGAGAAGACAGGAAAUUGUUGAAGAUGAGCCUCCAGUGUCGGAAGUGAAAGUCAGAUGGCCGGCACUUUUCACUGAGAGACAGAUCAGCAUGGAAUUCACCAGGCUUGUGUCGAUGGACCUUAGCAAGUCCUUUUAUGGGGGUCUUGACUCCCAUCUCCUGAAGCUUCUUCAGUUGUACCGGUCAAAACGUUUUGAAGGGAUGACAGAAAUGACUGCCAUACUGGAGAGCCUUGACAAGGAUGCAUCAAACCAAAGGAAGAGGGCAGCGGUGCUGCAGGCUCUGCCUUGGUACAUGAGAGAGAAUCCUGCUAAAUUCAUGAAGAUAUGUGAGCCCACUAAUUGUGAGGAGGAUGUCAUCAAAAGAAUGACUAUUGGAAUCCUUGCCAUUGUAGAGGAUGUGAAGGAGCCACUCCCAGUGAUCUACAGUGAUGUGGCCCUGGUGAUCGAAGAGCAAGUUGUCCUUCGUAAUCUUGGUGAUGUACCAAAUGCUUUUAUGAACUUGAUGGGGCUGCUCUAUGUUUUGAACAUGAACUACCCCAAAGAACUCAAAUAUACCUUUGAGUGCAACUUCCUGUUCAGACUGAGGCCUUUUGAAAAAACGCCUUUAUUUUUAAAAGGUACGGAACCGCGUCGCCCCGGCGUGCGCAUGCUCCGAUUCGCACGGCUCAAAACCACCAAGGCUUCGCCCUCCUGCCGCCUUUCCGACGCGUUUCCCGGUAAUUUCCCCGCCGCUGCGGAAACCACGUCUUUCGCGAUAUUUUUAGCAGCGGUCUUGAGGUGCGGUCUGACCAAGUUGAAGCCCGAUUUUAGCAGAGGCACCGCCAGUCUAAACAAACCCCGAAAAACUUUGCCGAUCCCUCUUCCGUACUGCACGGGCGCUCCGCUGAAACCUUCUAAACCGGACCCCGCCUGUCGCGUAUAA